GUAGCACCACCUUCCACUCGCCCGCUGAGUACAAGGGGCACACAAAGUGCAUCAGCGAAGCUGAAAAGUAUCAAAAAGGCCUUUACAAGGGUCCAAAAGGCCAGAGCAACGGUCCCCGAAACAACGGGAACGACGCCCGCGGCAAUGCAAAUGGGCGACAGAAUGCGUCAACGGUGCCCGAGCCCACGACAAGUGGUGCACAUGCCAAUGGUGAUGGGAACACGGCAAGCGCGAGUGCUGCCUCGCCGCAGGACUCAAGCAAGGACAAGAAGAAGCGCUGGUCGGAUGUUGCAGAGGAUGGACCAUCGGGACAGGUGUGUGGUCUCGGAUCGAGCUUGUCUCGUCCAUGCUGACUGCGUGGGGCAGGCGGCAGAGAUGAAUGACGAGCCAAAGAAGAAGAAGGCGAAGACGGACAAGGACGCUGCACCUGCACUGGAGAUUGUUCGAGCCGAGGAGGUAACGAAGAAAGAAAAGAAGGACAAGAAAGCGAAGAAGGAGAAGAAGUCCGCUGAAGCAGCAGCGGAGAAGCCGAUCGCCUCCACAUCGAUCUCCACACCUCCACAAGCAGACUCAGCAGAAAAGGUGGACAGUGAGCAUUCGGCAGAGAAAGACAAGAAAGGAAAGAAAGAGAAAAAGUCGAAGAAAGGCAAGGACGAUGUGAUAGACUCUCAACCUGCGGUGGCACCUGACGCUGACGCGGAGAAGCCGCCGAAGAAGGUCAAGAAGGGCAAGGAGUCCGCAAAAGCGCAGGACGAGAGUCAGGCACCGGCGAAGACGGAAGCAGAGGGCAAGAAAAGCGAGAAGCACAAGAAAGAAAAGGACGCUGCCGAGGCGCAGUCGGCGGAGGCGACGGCUGUUGAGGCAGCCGAAGUAAAGAAGCGGAAGAGGGACAAGGGCACGAAAGAGCGAUGCGGUAGGGGCUGAGGAGGGCGGGUCCUCUCACAAAGGCAAGGAGAAGGAAGAAGCAGCGGGCAAGGCUGAGAAGAAGGAGAAGGAGGGUAAGCAGAAGAAAAACAAGUCGAAGAAGACGAAGGCAUGAUCUUGCAGGCCUCUCUGCUUUCUGGGUCGUGAUAUCUACGGGAUGCUUGAUGUUUUCUGGAUUUACUACAGCCGCAGAGUCUGAUAUACCAAUCCGGUCUUUUCCAUGCCAGUUGAUGCUGUGUUGGUACCUAGACUAUGACGCUGCGACUGCAUGCG
This is a messenger RNA of Laetiporus sulphureus 93-53, 1197 nucleotides long. RefSeq lists its product as uncharacterized. Lineage: Eukaryota; Fungi; Basidiomycota; Agaricomycetes; Polyporales; Laetiporaceae. The transcript is spliced from 4 exons. Bases 145 to 924 code for a protein of 259 amino acids. The record is from RefSeq and is a predicted model, not a curated record.